This is a messenger RNA of Lactuca sativa (garden lettuce), 2653 nucleotides long. RefSeq lists its product as uncharacterized. The record is from RefSeq and is a predicted model, not a curated record. Lineage: Eukaryota; Viridiplantae; Streptophyta; Magnoliopsida; Asterales; Asteraceae.
UGUAACUUCAAAAAAAGUUAUUUGUAACUUCAAUAUCAUAUGGUCCAUGAUGCUAGAGGACAAAUGAUGAUAUUUGUGACCUACGAGUUUUCAUAGUUUGGAGCUCGUUUCACAACGUCUGGGAGCUAUGGUUGUAUACGAGGAACUACAAUACGUAGGAUUUGUUCAGUUGAUUGAGUUGAAAGCUUUAGCACUCUUGACGAAUAUAUAUGAUUUUUUCAAAGAUAACUCCGGUUUUCUCAAAAGUGCGGUUGUUUCUGUGGAAAGCAUAGUCAUCUCCCCCUUGCAACUGAUUAACGAGAAGCUCAUAAUAUUGUGCGACUAUAAGCUUAGUUUUAUUGAUGACAAGUUCGAGAAAUACGCUCCAGAUUUUAUCAAGAACCUCCUUGGCGGAUUAAAUUCAUAUAUUAAAGAACACAUAUCUUCUGUUGAGGAAUUCUUUGGAACACUAAUCCAAAAAGCAAGAACUAUCGUUGAGAAUGGUUUAAGCAGCAUAGAGUCCCUGAUCCAAAAGUGUAUCGACGCCAAGAAAGCCAUAUUCGAAAAGUUGGUUAAAAGAACUGAAUCCAUCCUUGAGAAUGGACUUGACUAUGCUAAACAAGCACUAGACAAAAUCAAAAUUGUUGUGGGAGGUAUCCCAAUCAUUGGUGAUGCAACACAAUCAUUUAUCACCAAUCAAAUAGAAAAGGUUACUCAAUGGAUCGAGACCACAACAUCUUACAUCAAGCAAUAUGGUAUAUUUGGAACCAUAACCACAACAGUUAACCAAGUUGUAAAGGAAACUGAAGAAAUAACUGCAUCCAUCAUCGAAAAGGGUACCGAAUCAGCCAGCCAAGUUAUAUACAUAACCAUAUCUGUGGUCGGUGGUAUCCCAAUCAUUGGUGAUACAGCACAAUCCGUUCUCACCUCACAAACAGACAUGGCAACUCAAUUGAUCAAUGCUACAACUUCUUCAAUCAAGGAGAACGGCAUAGUUGGAACUAUCACAUCAGCUGUAGAACAAGUUGCAAGUGAGGCACAACAAACAACUGCAUCCAUCAUCCAAAAGGGUACCGAAUCAGUCAACCAAGUUUUAGACACAACCAUAUCUGCUGUCGGUGGUAUCCCAAUCAUUGGUGAUGCAGCACAAUCCAUUCUCACCUCACAAACAGACAUGGCAAGUCAAUUGAUCGAUGCCACAACUUCUUCAGUCAAGGAGAAUGGUAUAUAUGGAACUAUCACGUCAGUAACCACGUCAGUAACCCAAAAUGUUAUAAACGGGGCACAAUCAACAACUGAAUCCAUCACCGAGUCAGUCAGCCAAGCUUUAGACACAACCGCAUCUGCUAUCGGCAGUAUCCCAAUAAUUGGUGAGGCAGCACAAUCCAUUAUCACCUCACAAACAGACUCCGUCAAGGAGAAUGGUAUAUUUGGAGCUAUCACAUCAGCAACCCAAAAUGUUAUAAGCGGGGCACAAUCAACAACUGAAUCCAUCAUCCAAAAGGGUACCGAGUCAGCCAGUCAAGCUUUAGACACAACCAAAUCUGUUAUCGGCAGUAUCCCUAUCAUUGGUGAUGUAGCACAAUCCAUCAUCACCACACCAACAGACAUGGCAAGUCAAUUGAUCGAUACUACAACUUCUUCAGUCAAGGAGAAUGGUAUAUUGGGAGCUAUCACAUCAGCAACCCAAAAUGUUAUAAGCGGGGCACAAUCAACAACUGAAUCCAUCAUCCAAAAGGGUACCGACUCAGCCGGCCAAGCUUUAGGCUCAACCAGAUACUUUAUCAUCGGUUUCCCAAUCAUUGGUGAUGCAGCAGACUCCAUCAUCACUAAACAAACAGACAUGGCAAAUCAAUUGAUUGAUAGUACAACUUCUUCGGUCAAGCAGAAUGGUAUAUUUGGAGCUAUCACGUCAGCAGCUGGACGGGUUGUAAACGAGGCACAAGCAACAGGUACAUCCAUCAUCCAAAAGGGUACUGAGUCAGCCAGCCAAGCUUUAGACACAACAAAAUCUGUUGUUGGUAGUAUUCCAAUCAUUGGUGAUACAGCUCAAUCCAUCAUCACCAAACAAACUGACAUGGCAAAUCAAUUGAUUGAUACCACGACUUCUUCUGUCAAGGAGAAUGGUAUAUUCGGUGCUAUCACUUCAUUGACUCAGAAUGUUGGUGGAUCAAUCAUCCAAAUGGGUUCUGAUUCAGCUAGCCAAGCAUUAGAAACAACCAAGUCGGUUGUCGGAGGUAUCCCAAUUGUUGGGAAUGCAGCAGAAUCUAUUAUUACAACACAAACAGACAUGGCUAGUGAUGCGGUUGAAAGCUCAACUUCGUCGGUCAAGAAGCAUGGUUUAUUAGGAGCUAUUUUAUCAGCGGCAGGACAGGUUGUAGAAGAUGUUGGAAACACAGCAAACAAAAUCAUUGAAAAAGGUUCUGAUUCUGUCGAAAAAACCCUAGAGAAAACCACAUCCAGCAUUGGAGAUAUCCCAAUUCUAGGAUCUAUAUUUGGGAAAAAAAAGUAAUUGUUUGGUUUCUAAUUAUAUUGUGAGUAAUUAUGAAUUACAUCAUGGUAUGUGAAAAAAUAUACUCAAUGAUGCUAGAGAAAAGCGAUUAUAUGUACGUUGAUAUGUGUUCAAAAAUCAAUAGUAAACUGAAAUAAAUAAAUGAUCGAAAUAAGCAUGAUA